Messenger RNA from Caenorhabditis elegans, 585 nucleotides. RefSeq names its product DUF148 domain-containing protein (gene M110.9). Lineage: Eukaryota; Metazoa; Nematoda; Chromadorea; Rhabditida; Rhabditidae. The record is from RefSeq and is marked reviewed. The coding region runs from base 43 to 477 and encodes 144 amino acids. The transcript has 4 exons.
ACCUGUCAUCCGGUGUUCACUAAUAAUAUAUUUUCUGUUGGUAUGAUCAAAAAUAUUGCCAUUGUCAGUGUUGUCUUUUGUGCAUUUGUCAGCACACAAAGAGCUCCGUCAACGGAAGUUAUUGAUAAAAUCCUCGGUAGUGCAGAAACAAAGACAAUAGAGCAGAUCAACAAAGAAAUUGACAAGUUAGUAGAAAAAUUGGAUGAAAAAACGAAACAGGAGCACAAGGCUUGGAAGUUGAGAGUGGAAAAAGAUGAAAGAGAACGAAAAUCUAGAAUAUUUAAAGUUUUACCAAAACUAUCGACACGAACACAACAAAAACUCAUCCGAAUAGUGAUGACACAACAGAAUCAAACACUUUCUGUUGGUGAAAAAGAACGAAUUCUGAGGCAUAUUUCGACUUCAAUGGAUAAUAAUACUAAAAAUGAGUUGGCAAGAUUUCUCUCCGACAAGGAUUUGUUUUCGUUAAUUUACUGAUUUAUUGUAUCAUUGAAUCAACUAUUAAAAACGUUUUGUACAUUUUUAUUGAAUUUGCCUAUUUAUUUUAUUAUAUUUUGCCUGAAUUUAAAUAAACAAGCUCUAAUU